Colletotrichum graminicola M1.001 is the source of this 2097-nucleotide messenger RNA. RefSeq names its product AMP-binding enzyme. The record is from RefSeq and is a predicted model, not a curated record. NCBI's taxonomy places the organism in Eukaryota, Fungi, Ascomycota, Sordariomycetes, Glomerellales, Glomerellaceae. The transcript is spliced from 4 exons. Bases 1 to 2097 code for a protein of 698 amino acids.
AUGGGCAGCUUGCACCCUCAGGACGAAGUUCUGCGCCGUUCCCUCGAGGAUCCCGAGGGAUUCUGGUCUCGCCAGGCCGAGCAUCUGCACUGGCACAAGAAGCCCUCGUCAACAUUAAAGGUCGCCCAGAAGACGCUCAAGGGCGGUGUGACUCACAAGACCUGGGAAUGGUUCCCAGGCGGCGAGAUCUCGACCUGUUUCAACUGCAUCGAUCGCCACGUCCAUGACGGAAAGGGCGACGCCCCGGCCAUAUUCUAUGACAGUCCCGUCACCAACACGAAGCAGACCAUCACAUACAAGCAGCUGCUUGACGAGGUUGAGGUGUUUGCCGGGGCACUGAGGGAGGAAGGAGUAAAGAAGGGCGAUGUUGUCAUGCUUUACAUGCCUAUGAUCCCCGCGGCGCUUAUCGGUAUCCUCGCCGUCAACCGUCUGGGCGCCAUUCAUGCCGUGGUCUUUGGUGGCUUCGCUCCCAACGCCCUCGCACAGCGUAUAGAGGCCUCCCAGCCCGUAGCCAUCCUGACAGCCUCGUGCGGCAUCGACGGCAACAAGCCGCCCGUGAGCUACAAACCCCUCGUCGAGGAGGCGUGUCGGAUCUCCACGCACAAGCCCAACAAGGUCGUUGUGUGGCAGCGCGAGCAAGUGCGGUGGCACCCUAUUCAGAGGAACGACGGCGAGAGGAACUGGCAGAGCAUCGUCAAGAGCUGCCGCGCAAGGGGUGUCAGGGCCGAGUGCGUGCCGGUGAAGUCGACGGAUCCGAUAUACAUCAUUCACACGUCGGGGACGACGGGGUCGCCGAAGGGGGUGGUGAGGGACGCUGCAGGGCACGCUGUGGGGCUGCAUCUUUCCAUAGGUUAUCUGUUCAACAUCCACGGCCCGGGGUGUGUGUCUUUUACAGCAUCAGAUAUUGGCUGGGUUGUCGGGCACAGCUAUAUCGCGUAUGCCCCCUUGCUAACGGGCGCCGCUACAGUCCUUUACGAAGGAAAGCCUGUAGGAACACCGUCCGCCUCUGCCUUCUGGCGCAUCGUAGAGGAGUACAAGGUCAACACCAUGUUCACGGCGCCCACGGCCCUGAGGGCCAUCAAGCGGGACGAUCCCGAUAACAAAUUCUUUAGGCAAGUAGGGGAACGGGGUGGCCUCAAAACACUCAAAGGGCUUUUCCUCGCGGGAGAGCGUUCCGAGCCAGCUAUCAUCACCAUGUACCAGGAACUCCUCAACACCCAUGGCGCAGCCGACGCCCAGGUCGUAGAUAACUGGUGGUCGACGGAAGCUGGCUCGCCCAUCACUGGGAGGGCUCUCGCGCCGUACAUUGCCAUGGACUGGAGAACGGAUGUUCGCACUUACCCCCCUCCAAAGAUCAAGCCGGGUAGCGCCGGCAAAGCGAUGCCUGGGUUUGAUGUCCGGAUCGUGGACGACGAAGGCAAGGAGGUCCCUAGGGGUACGAUGGGCAACAUUGUACUUGGGCUUCCCUUGGCUCCAACGGCGUUCAGAACUUUGUGGCUGGACGAAGAGCGGUUCUACAAAGGAUACCUGAAGCGCUUUGAUGGCAAGUGGUUAGACACGGGCGACGCAGGCUACAUUGACGCCGAGGGCUACGUCAAUGUCAUGUCCCGCAACGAUGAUGUUCUGAACGUCAGCGCCCAUCGGUUGUCGAGUGGCGGUCUUGAACAGGCCAUAACGUCGCACCCCCUCGUCGCCGAGGCCUGCGUGGUGGGCAUCCCCGACGCGCUCAAGGGUCAGCUCCCCUUCGCCUUCAUCACGCUCUCGACGCCCGAACACCCGACUUCUGCGGUGCCCAAUGCAAAGCUCGCCGACGAGAUCAACGCGCUUGUGCGCUCGCAGGUCGGCGCCAUCGCAACUCUCGGGGGACUCGUACAGGGCAAAGGCAUGAUCCCGAAGACGCGUAGCGGCAAGACGCUGCGGCGCGUGCUGAGAGAGUUGCUCGACAACGCGGUCCACGGUGAUUUCAACAAGGAGGUACAAGUGCCAAGCACGGUAGAGGAUGCUGGAGCGGUGGAUGUCGCGAGAGACAAGGUAAGAGAGUAUUGGAAGGUCAAGGGGAGCGGGCAUAAGAGCACGGAGGCCAGGGCGAGGCUGUAG